Messenger RNA from Daktulosphaira vitifoliae (grape phylloxera), 4477 nucleotides. RefSeq names its product mitogen-activated protein kinase kinase kinase 15 (gene Ask1). The record is from RefSeq and is a predicted model, not a curated record. NCBI's taxonomy places the organism in Eukaryota, Metazoa, Arthropoda, Insecta, Hemiptera, Phylloxeridae. The coding region runs from base 130 to 3699 and encodes 1189 amino acids. The transcript has 21 exons. Gene Ontology annotation, biological process: MAPK cascade; protein phosphorylation. Gene Ontology annotation, molecular function: ATP binding; protein kinase activity.
UUUUUAUCAAUGCAAUAACACAACAUAACUUAAUAAAUAUUAAAAAAUUAAUUUUUUCUAUUAUUAUUUACUAUUUAAAAGCUAAACAUAGUUCUUUAAAUUGAAUGUGUCAAUGAAAGAAACAUCAAAAUGUUUGGCUCUAGCGGUAAGCUGGAUGUCGAUUCUUCUGGUGGAAGUCUUGCACAUAGUAUUAGUAUUGGAAGUGAUAUUUCAUAUCGCACAAAAAUGGAUGUAGUAUGUGUUAUUGAUGUGAUUCAAUCUUGUAAUUUAGCAGAUCGAAAGAGAGCAUUAGAAGAAAUAAAACAAGCAUGCUCAAUGGUUUGUGCCAAUCUAUUUAUUGUAAUGUUUGAAAAAUUAGAUUUUGGUGGCACUACUGAGUUGGAUACAUUUUAUAAUGCUGACGUUGCUAUUGUUGACUUAUCCAUGCAAUUUCAACAGAGUUCAUUAUUCUAUCAUUUGGGAGUGCGUGAAAGUUUUGGAAUGAAACAAAAUAUCAUGUUAUUUAAUGAUCUAGACACUGAAGUUACUUUAAGAUUGAAAUUAUCUUGUGGGGCAUACACAUUUAUUUCUUACAAGUUAGCUGAUUGUGGUACAUGUCUUACUACAAAUCCAUCUUUUCAAGAUGAAAAUGGUUCUUCGACUUUUGAACCAAGAUUACCAAUUACUAUAAAAUUAAAAAAAUUACUUCAAGAUGUUGAAAUUCAAUCUAAAGUUCACAUUAAGGAAAAAUUUUUAUCUGACUUGCGAAAAGCUAGAGAAAACUACAGCGGGGAAGAAUUAUGCAACACUUUACAUAUUAUGAGAAAGAGACUUGAUGAUCCCCAUGUUCUUUCGGGUGAUGUAGUGCUUAAUAUGCUUAUUUCAUUUAGAGAUAUACAGGACUAUGAUGCUAUGGUCCAACUUGUUGAAGAUAUUCAAACUAUUCCAAACAAAAAAAAUUAUAUACAAACUCCUGUUUUGCGUUUUUUAUAUCCGUUUGCCCUUAAUAGACGUAACAAACCUGGUGAUAGAGAAAAAGCCUUACAAGUAAUUGAAUUAGCUUUAGAAAAGAAGGAAAAUCAUAUACCUGAUAUGGUUUGCCUUUGUGGUCGAAUUUAUAAAGAUAAAUUUGUUGAAUCUUCAUAUAAGGAUAAAUCAGCCCUUCAAAAUGCUAUACAUUGGUAUCGUAAAGGAUUUGAAGUACAACCUAAUGAAUAUGCGGGAAUUAAUUUAGCCACAUUAUUAGUCAUUGCUGGUAAUGAAUUUUCAAAAUCGGAAGAACUGCAGCAUAUAGGUAUGGUUUUGAAUAAUUUAAUUGGUAAAAAAGGCAGUUUAUGGUCACUCAAAGAAUAUUGGGAUGUUGCAACUUUUUUUGAAAUAAGUGUAUUAGCAGAAGAUUACAGUAAAGCUAUUCAAGCUGCUGAAUGUAUGUUUAAGUUAAAACCUCCAAACUGGUAUUUAAAUUCAACAGUUGGGAAUAUUUUAUUAAUCAGUAGAUUUCGCAAAAGAAAUGAAGAGGUAGAUUUUACAGCAGAAGAACAAAUUUUUAGUUUUUGGAUGGAUUAUUUUGUGGAGGCUACUAAAAUUGAAAUAGGAGAUAGUAUACGUUUUCCAAUAUUAGUACUUGAACCAUCUAAAGUAUUUAUGCCAAGUUAUGUUAAUGUUAAUCUUGGUGCUGAAGAAAAGUCAAUUCAUGUUUGGAAUUUAUGUAUGGAAAACAUGCGAGGAAAUUGUAAACAAGUACACGAUUGGCUGUUUGUUGCUAAUAUGAUAAGAGGUGUUAGUUUGUAUAAAAGAGAUGAGCGUUGUUUAUUCUUGUAUGUCCAUGAAAAUUCUGAUGACUUCCAAAUGUUUUUUCCUUCAUCACAAUGUCGAGAAACAUUUUAUGAUCUCAUAAUUACAAUGACUGAAGGAGAAGAAGGAAUGAUGACAAAUCUCGAUUCUGAUUCUUCAAGUGAACAAAUAAAAUUUGAGUAUGAACUAGAUGAUUCUGAAAAGAAAAUAGUUCUUGGUAAAGGUACUUAUGGUGUUGUAUAUGCAGCUCGUGAUCUUAAUACCCAAGUACGAAUUGCUGUUAAAGAAAUACCAGAAAAAAACCUUGGUGAUGUUCAACCGCUUCAUGAAGAAAUUAAAUUACAUUCUCAAUUGCGCCAUAGAAACAUUGUACAAUAUUUAGGUUCAAUAUCUGAGAAUGGGUUUUUUAAAAUAUUUAUGGAACAAGUUCCUGGAGGAAGUUUAUCUGCUCUUUUAAGAUCAAAAUGGGGGCCUUUGAAAGAAAAUGAAUCUACCAUAUCAUUUUAUACUAAACAGAUUCUGGAAGGCCUAAAAUAUUUACAUGAUCAAAAAAUAGUGCAUCGUGAUAUAAAAGGUGAUAAUGUAUUAGUCAAUACUUAUAGUGGUGUUGUGAAAAUAUCUGAUUUUGGAACUUCGAAGCGUCUUGCUGGAUUAUGCCCUAGUACUGCUACAUUUACUGGCACUUUACAGUAUAUGGCUCCUGAAGUUAUUGAUAAAGGUCAAAGAGGUUAUGGAGCACCGGCUGAUAUUUGGUCUUUGGGGUGUACAGUUGUUGAAAUGGCUACAGGUAAACCACCAUUCAUAGAAUUAGGAUCACCUCAAGCAGCUGUGUUUAAAGUUGGUUAUUACAAAAUGCAUCCAGAAAUACCAUCUGAACUUAGUGAUAAAGCUAAAAACUUUAUACUUCGUUGUUUUGGAGUAGAUCCUGAUCAGCGUGCAACAGCAACUGAUUUACUAGAAGAUCUAUUCUUGUCUGAAAAGAAGAAAACCUCUAGAGCAUUAACCGCACCUCUUGAAUUUAAUCGUAGUAUAUCUGUUCCUUCAGAAAAGGGUUUGAAAACUAAUCAAGUAACAAUUGAUCAAGAAAAUAUUACUGAAAAUCAAAUUAAGCAGAAAUUACCCAGGGAAAACAGCUGGUUAACAAAAUCCCAACCUGAAACAACAAAACGAAACCAGUUCCUUUCUCCUAUCAGCUUACCAAACAUGCUGCACCCUCACGACAGUUUUGACAUAUACAAAGGUCAUAGACGACAGUCUUCAGGAACUAUGGUAUCACCAGAGAUUGAUAUGGGUACAGCUGGCAGUUCAGAACAUGAUGGUUUUUACAUGUUAAAAAAAGAUUCUCAACGUAGGACUACGUUGGCUCGGGUGUUGGCUCAUGAUCAUUUAACUUUGUGUAAAAUUUGGAUGUCAUAUAUUCGUCGUGAGUUUGGUAAAUCUAUGCUGGAAGAUGAACAUUUAGAAUUGCUGAUGAAAGGACUGCGGGACUACAUUACAGACCAAAAUAGAGACAUUGUUGAAAAGGCUAUUUACAACUUAAAAGAACAAUUAAAUUUUGAUUCAAAUGCUGUUCAUCAAUUAAAUUUUUCAUUGUAUUUGUUUCAAGAAGCGGCAAAAUCUGUCCUGAGACUUCAUAAUAUUAAACCUCAUUGGAUGUUUGCUCUUGAUAAUUUAGUACAUAAUGCAGUGCAAGCGGCUAUUAGUGUUUUGACACCUGAAUUGGAAGAGAAUAUUCCAGGAAAAGAUAUAAAGCCUGAUGGUAGUAUAUUUUCUGUGACGGAUGAUACAAAAAAUAGUUCUCCGUCAUUUAGCUCAUCAGUUAGAUCUCAUAAAACAGAUGAUAGUUUUUUAGAUGGGUCAAUAACAAAAAACAAACAUGAACUUCAAAAACGUUUGUUAAUGCUACAAGUAGAAAAUCAUAGCUAACGUGGGUAUAGAGGUUUGUAUAUUAGUUUAUGAAUUUUGGAUUAUAAAUCUAAACUUUUAGGUAUGUAUGACAAAUUUUGGUGGCUGAUGUGUUAUAUAUAUCUUUUUUCUAUAAAAAGAUUUAUGUAAUUUUUUCAAAAUUACCCUGUCGUUAUCUGAGAAUAAAAAGGUUCAAAUACGUGACAAAUUAUCUUUCAGUAGACUGUUAAAAAAAAAAAAAAUUACCAUACAGUUUUGUGGAAUUUUUAAUUUUUAAUUUACAUUUACUAUAAAAUAAGUAAAGAGCUUAAAAGAUGUGUAAUUACUUUUUAGUAUAUUUAUUAAAAAUAAUUUUUUUUUUCGACAAUAUUAUAUAUGAAUCUUUUAAUUCUGAGGUGGCAUUUUAUAGUUUGGUCACGAUCAUAAUUUACUUCAGUACAAAGGUAUUGGGAUUUGAUACAGUUCUGUCUAAAUACAGGUAUUCCCAUUUUCUCUGACACACGUUUUAGUGUUAAUAAGAGAGAUUAUUAUUAAAUUUUUAUUUGACUUAUAAAUAUUAAUGUAAAAAUCUUUCGUAGUAUAUUUUGAAUUUUUUUGCAUUUUAAAAGACAUAUUUUAAAUGAAAAAAUAAAAAAUUUGACUUUACAAUUAGUUGUUCUCUAAAUAGCAUUUUAGAAAAAUAUGCUUAUGUGUCAUAUAAUUAAUAUUAAAUUGAAAUAGAUAUUUUGUCAUUCUGAAAUUAUUGCAUUUUGGAAUUAUGACCUUUUUACCCUCUCCCUAACUAAUAUUCUAAUCCUAC